Molecule: messenger RNA, 640 nt
Organism: Drosophila erecta
Lineage: Eukaryota; Metazoa; Arthropoda; Insecta; Diptera; Drosophilidae
Product: protein PET117 homolog, mitochondrial
Exons: 2
Coding region: 202-579 (125 amino acids)
Biological process (GO): mitochondrial respiratory chain complex IV assembly
Cellular component (GO): mitochondrion
Source: RefSeq, a predicted model, not a curated record
UUGGAUAGGGAAAACCUUGUUUCCGUAAACUGGCCACUCUCUCUUGCCAGCUGUAUGGUGCUGGUGUUUUUCUAUCAAAUUUAAAGUCAUGUCGUAACCCGGAUCGACUCAGAAACAAUACAACCCGACAGCCAAAUUCCCAGUGCAGGCAUUUUCCGCAGACCGCUCUUCCAGCUGCAGACCGGUACCGCUACCUCAGUCAUGUCGACCGCUUCCCGAGUGACUUUGGGCCUGGCGGUCUCCAUUUCCACAGCGAUCAUAGGUUAUGUGCACUAUAAACAAUCGGCAGACCGCCUGAGACUCCAUGAUGGUGUCCUGAGGGAUGUUGAGCAGCAGCAACGGCGGAAGCACGAGAAUACCUACGCGCUGCAGCAGCAAAUAGACAUCACCAAACAACUGAAGGCCAGGGAGCCGUCGAGCAUCUCCUCCGAUAAGCCCGAGCCUCCAUCGACGAAUCACACGCAAAGUAAUCUUCAAGCGGAGAAGUCAGCGGUGCUAAAUGAAGGCGAGGCAUUCAGAGGCGUUUCUCAGGCUGGAACGACUAAUCGAGAUGGGAGCCCGCCAACCGACAUAGCUUAAACACAAACAUGCCCUUAACUAUACACCUAUUAAAGACUAAGAGAAACUCGGGUAAAAAGAA